UGAGCUUUUAGGUUGGGUAUAAUACUUAAACUGCAGGGGGCAUACUUCUUUAACAGUUUGCUUGGGCGCCUUACUCAUGUUUAGGAGAAAACUACAAGCAUUAGAUUAUCCAAAUCCAAAUAAUUUUACCACUGACGAUGAAAGCAAGUUUCGCUUGUUUGUGGUUUGGCUGGAGGACCAGAAAAUCCGACACUACAAAAUAGAAGAACGUGCUAAGCUUAGGAAAACCGAGGCUCCUGAAUGGGACUCAGCAUUUAACGAGUAUCUUCAAGAUCUAGGGUGCCCUAUCAAAUCUCAUGAUAGGAAUGCAGUGACAGAAUGGUUGCUUGGCUAUGCUGUACGUCUAGUAUAUGGAGAUAAUGUAUCCAAAUACAAAGAAGCUUCAUAUAACCUGGAAACCAAAGAAAAACCUCAAAUCCAGUCAGCAAAUCCUUUAGAUAAUAUGGAUUUUGACAGUCCAGACUUCAAGGCAGGAGUGAUGUCAUUAGCCACCAUGUUGAACAUCCCACCACACAUUGAUCACAGAAUAGUGCUCAAGGCAAUUAGUCUUUUGAUUACUGAAAGACUCUCCAAGCAAGGUCUACAGGCUAAAGACAAAACAGUUGACCCUGGAAUAACAAUGGACAGUAUUGAUUUAGGAUUUGAAGCACCAGACUAUAUCAGCACCGAGGCUGCCAAGAUUUUACGUCUUCUACAUAUCAAGGAACUACGAGAGCUCCAAUCUCAGAUCAACCAAGCCAUUGUUGCUGUGCAGGCCAUCACAGCCAAUCCCAAGACUGAUCAAAGGCUGGGGAAAGUGGGCCGAUAACCUUGAUAGAGGAUGUUUAAGAGAAGUUAAAACAUGUUGAUGUUAAUGAGCUUUAACUCCAAUGCCAUUGUUUGAUUUCUUGAGCUUAUCUGGAAAUUUAAUUUGAUGAUGGUGAUGAUGAUCAUGAUGAAAGAAUCCUGGCACAAAGUUUUGAAAAGUUGGACGGAAGCCUUUAUACAUAUCAUAGGUUUCAGUCUGGACCCGCAUUUUUAGCUCCUUGUUAUGCUCUGUAGAAUUCAAUUAAAGAUCUAGAAUUCCUUCCGCACAAUAUAACAUGCUGAUGCUAUUUCUCUGCCAUUUUCAUUACUAUUAUAGGAACUCCUUCAGUCAUUACAUAGUUAAAGAUUUUUGUACUAUGUUUGAAAUUAUUUCAUGA
Molecule: messenger RNA, 1184 nt
Organism: Lingula anatina
Lineage: Eukaryota; Metazoa; Brachiopoda; Lingulata; Lingulida; Lingulidae
Product: tRNA-splicing ligase complex subunit RTRAF
Source: RefSeq, a predicted model, not a curated record